AUGACCAUCCCAACACCAACAAGAUCACUCGCACUGUUCCUCGCAUCCAUCCUUCUCAUCCUCGCCUCCACCUCCAACGCUCAAGUAGCCUCCGCUUUCGCAGGAACAUCCUUCCCCCUCUCCUCCUACACUGUCAGCAACACCUUCACACCUGUCACCACUUACGCACAGGCACAAGGUGGAAACCCAACCGUGAUCGGCGGUCCUGGUCCUUCCCCCGCCACAUCCUCUUACCAGUAUAACUACACCAUCCCCACAGCCACCGUUCCGCCCAUCUUCCCCUCAGGCGUUUACCAAAGCUUGGCAUCAGCAGGAAAAUACAACACCGCAACCGAUGCAAAGGGUUUGGCACCAAACCCGGCAAAUCUGCAAAUCGCAAACAGCGCUCCGGACGCUUUCAACUACGCAGCGGCAAAGGCGAUCUUUAUUACCAUUGCGGCGGCGGCGAUUGUUGUGGUGAUGCUCUAA
Messenger RNA from Ustilago hordei, 468 nucleotides. RefSeq lists its product as uncharacterized. NCBI's taxonomy places the organism in Eukaryota, Fungi, Basidiomycota, Ustilaginomycetes, Ustilaginales, Ustilaginaceae. The transcript has a single exon. The record is from RefSeq and is a predicted model, not a curated record. The coding region runs from base 1 to 468 and encodes 155 amino acids.